Messenger RNA from Micropterus salmoides (largemouth bass), 1653 nucleotides. RefSeq lists its product as uncharacterized. NCBI's taxonomy places the organism in Eukaryota, Metazoa, Chordata, Actinopteri, Centrarchiformes, Centrarchidae. The record is from RefSeq and is a predicted model, not a curated record. Gene Ontology annotation, molecular function: metal ion binding; protein binding; RNA binding.
GCAACAAACACUCCACACAGUUAAAAUACGGAACCCUCAUCGCAGUGGUAACAUAUUCCCUUCGAUAAGAUAAACACAGAUAACUUUACUACAGCUGCAGGACACCAGUACAAAUAAAUAAGCUAACGCCAUGCCAAGAAAGAAAGACAUUGUUAAAGGUGGUGCUCCAGUAGCUAGACUCGGAGAAAGCUCCAGACUUAUGCGCACACACGAAUCUAUGGUAGAUUACAUAAAUGGACGUCAUUCUGGGGGCUCUUUCCUGGAUGUCUUUGCCUCGGGCGUAUUUGGUUUAGAUUUUUUAAGGACCUUUGAUGGAGACUUGGACCAUGAUCUCAUAUAUACUGAUGAGGAGGAUGAUGAUGAUGACGACGAUGUUCACUUCUGUUCACACAAUGCUGCUUACAGGCCUUUACAACCACAUCCAAGAAUAAGACAACUCACUGACGAGGAGGCCGAUAAACAUGCAAAGGAAUUGAUAGAAGAAGAGGAACGGCGUAAGGAGAAAACGGAGAAGAACAAGCGUAAGAAAUUGCGUAAAAAAGAAAAGAAGCGACUAGAAAAGGAGAAUGCAGUUAAAGACAUUUUACCUGAGGAAGAAAAAGGGAAGUCGGACUCCUCGGAAAAUCGUGAAGAAAAUCCUGUUAUUGAAAGUAACCCAGAAGCAGAUGAAUCUGUUAAAACAGAAAAUGCAACUGAGGCAGCUGGAUGUAAUGGGAGCAGUGGUAAUAAUAAAGAAGAAAGUCUUGUGAAGAUUAAUAAGAAAGAAGAUGAGGAGCACAAGGAUUUGGAUUUAAAUAAUUCAUAUGCUCCUAUGGUAAAAUCGGUGCCCGAGGAGACGUGUAACCAGAGGCCUGCGAGAGAAAGAAAAAAUGGAAAAACUAAAUCUCUGGGAGAUCAGUCCAAGGAGGAAAAACCAAAAGUUGUAGAGACACCUGAAGUUCAAAAGAAGGAACAUGAUCCCAGUAAAGAGAAAACGAUGGAUCCCAGUGCAGAAGAGUUUGCAAAAAGAAGCAGAGAGCUUGCUGGUAUCGGAAAUCGUUUGGCUGCCUCUGCACAGUACGAGAUGGCUGUGAAAUGCUUUACAGAUGCCAUAAAAUAUAACCCAAAGGAAUAUAAGUUAUUUGGAAAUCGGUCCCUCUGUUAUGAAAGAAUGCAGCAGUAUGAAAACGCUCUCAGGGAUGCUGACGUAGCACUCUCCAUGGAGCCAAAUUGGAUAAAAGGUUUAUUUAGAAAAGGAAAAGCUCUAUGUGGGCUCAAGAGAUACUACGAGGCAUCGCUGAUCUAUAAGGACGUGUUGAAGCUGGAAAGUUCGAGUGCUGAAGCCACACAAGAGCUGAAACGAGCACAGACAUUGCAUCUAAUGGAAAUGGGAUUCUCCUGGGCGCAGAGCUCUGAGGCCUUGAAAACACACGCCACGUUGGAGGAAGCUGUCGAAGCUCUGUUUGGUGUUGACAGUGAUCUGGGUCCUGGAGAUGCCAGUGCCAACACAGACCAACCACCAGUGGUGCAGGAAUAUGAUGACGAUGAGGGAGAGUGGAUUGUCCUGCAACCAAGCCGUCCUAGAAUGCAGCAGGUCAAAGAGUCUGAUGCGUUUGGCCAAAGCAGAUCGAAAUCUCAGUCACCGACCCCUCAAUCACGGACAUCUAUGAAACC